AUGAAUAAUGGUCCUGAAGUUGUACUGAUUACAAAAUCCUGGCUUUCUCCAAAUAUACCAGACACAGCAAUAUCGAUUAAUGAUGAAUACAAAAUAUUUCGCAAAGACAGACCCACCCUUGGCGGAGGAGUUCUUACUUAUGUACAUCAAAGUAUACCUGUUAGUCGUAAGUUAUUUGAUGAAGACAAUGAUAAAGAGGUGCUAUGGUUAGUACUUAAACCAACAAGAACGCCUCGCCCAUUUAGUGCAAUUAUCAUCGUCAUUAUUUAUCAUCCACCUGGGCAAAGUGCCGAAAAAGAACAUAAUAUGAUUGAAUAUCUCAUCAAAAAUUUAGAUCAGUUACUAUGUGAACGUCCAUCCUCUGCAAUUAUAGUUGCUAGAGAUUUCAUUAAAUUAAACUUGACUAAUCUAUGUAAUUGUUUCAAUUUAAAAAAAUCUACCCUAUACCCAACCAGAGGAAAAAACGUUUUGGAUCAAGUCUUGACCAAUAUGCGAGAUAUGUACAAACCAACACAGCAUCUACCACCUUUGGGACGUUCUGAUCACCAAUGCCUUCUAUUAGUACCAAAACAGAAAGAAAAAACACCAAAAAUUCCCAGAAGGGUAAGACUCUUAACACCUGGAAAAGUAAAUGUCUUAUGCAGAAAACUUAUUCUUGAAGAUUGGUCGGAGGUCUUUAAUGCAGAAGAUGUAGAUGAAAAAGUAAAUGCUUCUACAUCGACGAUGGUUAGUAUUAUGGAUGAAACUAUUCCUGAAAAAACAGUACGAAUGCAUACUUCAGAUAAACCUUGGAUGACAAGCUUUAUAAAAUCAAAGAUCAAAGCCAGACAACGUGCUUUCUCUUGUAAUAAUCAAGCACGUUAUGAAAAACUAUGUUAUGAUGUCUCAAAACUUAUAAACAACACCAAAAUUUCAUAUUACAAACGAAAAGCAAAAGACUUUCGUACGACUAACCCUAAAAAAUGGUGUAAAUCAAUCUUCUUAGUGUUGGGAAUUAAUGACGGGAAUAAUGUAAAAAGAAAUGUUAAUGAUAAAAAUGUACUGGAACUAGCUGAAAAAUUACAACAAGUCUUUACAAAACCUUGGUUAAACCAAUAUCCCAAUUACGAAAUUGAAGAUAACUUGAUCAACCAAACGCUUAAAGAUAUUAAACCUCCUUUACCAUCUAUUGGACAGGUCAAGAGUUGUCUACAGCACCUAAAUCCCAGAAAAGCAACAGGAGAUGACAAAAUUCAGGCAUGGAUACUUAAACGUUUUUGCGAAGAUCUUGCACCAGUCGUACACAAUAUAGUAACCACAAGUAUAAAACAAUGCAAGUACCCCAGCCAAUAUAAACAUGCACUAAUAACUCCAGUUGCUAAAGUUAAUAAUCCAAGCAAUGUUGAAAAUGACGUCAGACCUAUAUCUGUCCUUCCUCAAAUGGCUAAAGUAAUAGACAAACUUCAACUCCAUUUGAAUAAAUCAGAUUUUAAAAUAAAGAGUAACUAA
Molecule: messenger RNA, 1488 nt
Organism: Xenia sp. Carnegie-2017
Lineage: Eukaryota; Metazoa; Cnidaria; Anthozoa; Malacalcyonacea; Xeniidae
Exons: 1
Coding region: 1-1488 (495 amino acids)
Source: RefSeq, a predicted model, not a curated record